This is a messenger RNA of Vicia faba (fava bean), 600 nucleotides long. The record is from the annotation of a GenBank genome assembly. Lineage: Eukaryota; Viridiplantae; Streptophyta; Magnoliopsida; Fabales; Fabaceae.
AUGGGUUCUUGUUCUUCUGUCCAAAGAAACUCUCUUUGUUCUACAACUGUUGAUAAGCUUGUGAUUCUUCCAUCACCCAUCAAAGAUAAACCCAAAAAUGAUAACUUUAUCAUCGAUCAUGUUUCUCUUAACUCCUUCAAUGGAAGCAAAGAUGAAGCAUUUUUUGAUUCCAAGGGCUGGUUAGACUCAGAUUGUGAAGACGAUUUCUAUAGUGUCAAUGGUGAUUUCACCCCAUCUCGGGGAACCACUCCAGUGCACCACACAUUUGGGACCCCUACCAUCAACAAAAACCCUCCCGAACCAUCUCCAAAGAAAAAGAAUUUGUUAGAACUUUUUAGAGAAAGUGUGAGAGAAGUGCCAAAUGAUGAAGUAGGAAAAACUUUCAGCAAUGAAGAGAAACAAGUUAAACCAAUAAUUGUACAUGAUGUUCUUACUAAAUCUACACAAAGUACUCCUUAUAUCUCAGGUAGCAUUGAACAAACCUUGAAUGAUGAAAAUGAAUCAGUUGGGCCUGUGCAGUGUUGCCUUCCACGCUUGAGUAGCUUUAGUGAGAGGAGAAGGAAAGCUAAUCUUGAUAUAGCAGCAAAUGGAAAAGCUUGA